This is a messenger RNA of Pyrus x bretschneideri (Chinese white pear), 1456 nucleotides long. Its product is annotated as E3 ubiquitin-protein ligase RZFP34. The transcript is spliced from 14 exons. Gene Ontology annotation, molecular function: ubiquitin protein ligase activity; zinc ion binding. The record is from RefSeq and is a predicted model, not a curated record. NCBI's taxonomy places the organism in Eukaryota, Viridiplantae, Streptophyta, Magnoliopsida, Rosales, Rosaceae. Gene Ontology annotation, cellular component: nucleus. Gene Ontology annotation, biological process: ubiquitin-dependent protein catabolic process; protein ubiquitination. The coding region runs from base 199 to 1101 and encodes 300 amino acids.
AUAAACCGCACACCUCAUUUUCUCAUCAGGCGCUCUCCGCAGCAGCUUUGCCUUUUUACUUGAAAGCUCUCUGCAAAAGCCAAAUUGCAAGGCCUUUCCCUUCGGCCUUCCUCUCUCUCCUCGCCAUUUUUAGUUACAGUUCGCUUCAAGCUUCAAUUUUCUCUUCUGGGUAACCUAGUUUUCAGCUUAUUUAGGCGAAUGGACGGCGGAUUCGAGCCCCAGGUCUCCAUUGACGACGACCGUUCUUACCAGAAAGUCAACUCUCUCACCGAGAUGGUAUCUGGGAAUUUCGGGUGCGCGCAUUACAGACGGAGGUGUAAGAUCAGAGCACCCUGCUGUGAUCAGAUAUUCGAUUGCAGGCAUUGCCAUAACGAAGCUAAGAAUUCAUUGGAAGUUGCUCCUCUUGAUCGCCAUGACGUUCCUCGGCACGAUGUGAAAAGGAUCAUCUGCUCCUUGUGCAACAAAGAACAAGAUGUUCAACAGCUCUGUAUCCAAUGUGGGGUUUGCAUGGGAAACUAUUUUUGCUCCAAAUGCAAGUUCUUUGAUGAUGACGUUUCGAAGAAACAGUAUCAUUGUGACGAAUGCGGUAUCUGCAGAACUGGAGGUGGGGAGAAUUUUUUCCACUGUAACAAAUGUGGAUGUUGUUACUCAAACGCGUUGAAGGAUUCACAUAAUUGUGUGGAAAAAGCUAUGCAUCAUAAUUGCCCUGUGUGCUUUGAGUUUCUUUUCGAUACAAGGGAAGACAUUGCUGUCUUGCGGUGUGGACACACUAUACAUUUGGAAUGUGUAAAAGAGAUGCAGCGGCAUUUCCAGUACUCGUGCCCAGUUUGCUCAAAAUCAUUCCGUGAUAUGUCCCAUGUGUGGGAAAAACUUGAUGAGGAGGUUGCGGGGACUCCCAUGCCUCUAAAGUAUCUAAAUAAGAUGGUUUGGAUCCUCUGCAACGACUGCGGAGAAAUGUCUGAGGUCAAUUUCCACAUUUUGGGGCACAAGUGCCCCAUGUGCAAAUCCUUCAAUACAAGGAAAACACGAGGAGGGCCAGCAUCAUGCUCGUCAAGGAUUACUGCAAUGAUGAGGUACCAAAAUGUGAAUUUGCAAGAGUAGGGAAAAUUUUUCAGGGCCGAUGAAGUGGCUGUACCUGUUUGUUUAUGGUCCAAGUAACUCCUUCGGUGCAAGGAGGGGUUGUGAACGAUCCCAUGUAUCUGUAAAAUUUUGAGCUCAUCCUCUUCAUCAUCCUCCUUGCCGCAUCCUGCUUCCCCUUCUGAGCCUUUUUCAUCUUCCUCGGAUCGACCACUCCCAGGUGGACCUCCGUUGGCUUUUGAAUCAUAGACCGUAUCGCCUUUCGCACCUGAAAACGGAAUGAUGGAAGUUUUUACCUGUGUGAUGAAAGGAUUGGGUUUGCCAAUUUUGUAGAGGAAUCCAACCACAGCUACACGAGUGUUGCUGGUGUCUUUGUGAA